Molecule: messenger RNA, 1619 nt
Organism: Culex pipiens pallens (northern house mosquito)
Lineage: Eukaryota; Metazoa; Arthropoda; Insecta; Diptera; Culicidae
Exons: 3
Coding region: 381-1559 (392 amino acids)
Source: RefSeq, a predicted model, not a curated record
GGUUCCUGAAUAGUCUCCCUGGUCUUAAAAAAAAACAUUUUAAAAAUCUUCGUAUUUUCCGUGGAACAAUGUCUAGCAUAAAAAUCAAUCAUUUAUAAAUAGAUAUUUAUGAUUCUCUAGAAUUUAUAAAAAAUAAAUAUUUGAAACAAAAAUCAUCCAUAUAUCGCAUUGCGUUACCCCCCGAACUUUGCCGCCAUCAUGCAGCCCGAAGCUUUGUUUUGAUCUGUGGUGUUUGUAAACAUUGCGUUGAAUCCGUUCGUGAUCGCUCUCAAAGUUUUCACUUUACUUAUUAGAUUAGAUUUGUAUGUUUAAUUGACUUAAGGAUCGUUAAAUUUAUGUAGUUAAAUAGUGGAAAUUGAAUUUUCUGAGAAAUAUAAACCAUGAGUAAGAGGAAAAUGUCUGAUCCGCUCGUUUGCCAGGAAGAUGAAGUCGAAGGAGAAAGGUACAACCCCGAGUACAACCCCCCAGUUGAGGCUGAAGAAUCAGCUGUGUUGGAAAUUUCACCUUUAAAUCUCAGCUACACGGAAUCGGAAACCAACCCGGAAUAUUUGGAGGAAUCUGAAGAGGAGGAUGAACCUUCAUACAAUGAGGCAACCGUUCCGACGAGCAUGUGCCUCGAGCUAAGUACUGCAUCUGCGAAACUGUUCCAAACUAAGUUCCAUUUCGUCGGCGUUUUCUACUUACGCAUGUUCAAGUCGCAGCGUCUCGCCGGCCCAAUCUGCACCGCAGAUAUAACCGGAAACAGCAUGGCGGAGAUUACCGCAAAUAUCUGGGAACAUGCUUCCGCGCACGUUUCCCGGGACGUUAUUGUUGAAACCAUCGAGGGAGGACCAAUUGUCAGGUGGGGUCCAACGGAUAAACCAGAACCCUGUGACGCUGAAAGGUUUAUUUCAUUCAAAGACGAGAAACAGAGGAAAAAUUAUUCCUUCAAAAAUCUGAACUCGAAGCUCCUGGUGUCAUGGAGAGGAAAAGAAAUACAUGUAUAUGUAUUUAAAUACUCCAUCGCAAUCACGACAAACACCAUAUUUGAAAUGGUUAAAAGGCAACUACUCAACCCCGAGAAGAAGGACCGAGCUGGCGCUCCAUCAACGGAGGAGCUGUUCAAGUGCAUGGAUGAGCUUAAACAACUCCACCCAAACUACACCGCGCUACAUUCAGCUUGGGAAAAAUGGGCCAACUUUGUAUUGUCCCACACGGCUGACUUGCGCGCAAAGCUGAUGCGGGAAGCUCCACCGGAUGAUUACCUCUUCUUGUUCCGGAGUGUUGCUACAACCGAGGGCGAACAACUGAUCGCUACACGGCAGGGUCUUAGUGUUGCCAGAACCGUUCUUACCAGCUAUUUCACUAAGGUGGAGGUUUUCGGAGAGCUCGCGGAUCAAAAUUUCGAAAAUGCAGUCAAAUUGCAGCAGCUGGCGCGAGAGCUAAAGGCUCAAGGAGAGUCUACCACAGCUAUGUUGGACGCGUUUGAAUCUUCCCUGCCACCGGUUGAAGUUGAAUUUAGUCGCAAGUUGGGAGGCCAAGUUACCAAUGCUGAUGAUAACGAGCAUAUGCCCCGCUGAAAUUUGAAGUACAUUUUUUCUUUUGUUACUCGUUAAAUAAAAGACCAAAAUUUGAUUACA